CACCACACUCGUUAGGAAGUCGUAUGAUGUCAGAAGGGUUGAAAUCACUCCCCUGGAGCAGCGGAAGGUAACUUUUGAUACCCAUGCUCUAAUGCAGGACCUGGAAGCCCAUGGCUUUGGGAAGGAGCAAGCGGAGACCAUUGUAUCGGCAUUAAUAACCCUGUCGAAUGUCAGUUUAGACACAGUCUAUAAGGAUAUGGUUACACAAGCUCAGCAGGAAAUAACUUUACAACAGAUAAUGGCGCAUUUGGACUCCAUUCGGAAAGAUAUGGUCAUCCUGGAGAAAAGUGAAUUUGCAAAUUUGAGAGCAGAGAAUGAGAAAAUGAAGAUUGAAUUAGAUCAAGUUAAACAGCAGCUAAUGAAUGAAACUGGUAAAAUCCGAGCUGACAGCAAGCUAGACAUAAACCUGGAAAGGAGCAGAGUGACGGAUAUGUUUACAGAUCAGGAGAGGAAACUGAUGGAAGCAACUACAGAGUUUCAUAAGAAAGUAAGAUUCAAGUACCAACAGUGUUAUCUCAGAAAUCAGUAAUAAAAUUGACACUGAAAUAGCUUCCUUAAAAACACUCAUGGAAUCGAAUAAACUUGAUACAAUACGUUAUUUGGC
This is a messenger RNA of Haliaeetus leucocephalus (bald eagle), 604 nucleotides long. RefSeq names its product coiled-coil domain containing 90B (gene CCDC90B). The transcript has 7 exons. Gene Ontology annotation, cellular component: mitochondrion. Lineage: Eukaryota; Metazoa; Chordata; Aves; Accipitriformes; Accipitridae. The coding region runs from base 92 to 529 and encodes 145 amino acids. The record is from RefSeq and is a predicted model, not a curated record.